AGCCGCUGUGCCAUAGGAGAGGGUGGGGCUGGGAAUCGGAAGGGAGGUGGGGAGGAAUUACUGGUGUGGAAGUGGUGGUGUUUUAUUUCUAUUUAGGAGAGGUCCUCCCGCCCCUCUCGCUGUUUAAAUGUGCUCCCUAAUGAAGCAAAGGUCACUUUUCUAAAAGUUUGUGCACUUUACACUUUAGCAGUAAACCGAGAAAGGUGAACUGACCUAUUUGGUCGUGAGAACUACAGUUCAUUCAGAAUGGUUGCAACCAGCAGCUUAAACAAUAAAAACUCCGUGGGUCACGCUGAACAAAUACAGCAAGGCUUUUGGCAUACAACUUUAACUGACUUUGACUACUGGGAUUAUGUAGUGCCUGAUCCCAACUUUAAUGAGAUGGUGUUUGAGGAACAGACCUGUCAGAGUCUAGUUAGAAUGCUGGAGAGCUGCCUGUCUAAAUCAAAGCAGACCAGACUGCACUGCUCAAAGGUUCUAGUCCCUGAGAAAUUAACCAGGAGGAUAGUCCAAGAUGUCUUGCGUCUCUCUUCUACUGAGCCUUGUGGCUUAAGAGGCUGCAUUAUUCAUGUCAACCUGGAAACAGGAAAUGUAUGUAAAAAGCUGGAUAAGAUUGUCUAUGACCCUACUGUUGUUCCUACUUUUGAACUGACCCUGGUGUUCAAGCAGGACAGUUGUUCAUGGCCAAGUUUCAGAGAUUUCUUCCCUAGAGCUUGCUUUACAUCAAGCAGUAAACGUACUCUGAUCUUGAGUCCUGGAUUUCGGCUAAUCAAAAAGAAAUUAUACUCUCUGAUUGGGACAAUUGUUGAAGAAUGCUAGAAAUAGCUUUUUAAAAAGAAAAUAAAACAAAAAACCCAACUGAGCUUACAGUCCUUUAGAAAUAUGAAGCUCAAUGCCUUGAUUUUUAAGAUACCUUCAUUAUGACUUGCCUUUUUUUGCACAACAUAUAUAAGUCUUUCUAGGCUGGCAAAAUCUCCAUACAGCUAGUCUUGUACUGGGUGGAAGGAGCAAAUCUACUGAUAUACUUGAAGCAUUCCUUGACUAGAAUUGGCUUGGCAAGUCCAUAAGCCAGCUUGGCAGCUACUGAUUGCUAGCUAUUGUAGUAAAUGCUGCCUGUAGCCCUUACUGUUUGGUGUGCUUGCUGGUGGGUGGUGGUUCUCACAUGCAGCCUAACCCAGGCUAGGGAAGCCCGGCCUGGAUUAGGCUAAGCAUGAGAACCGCCAGGAUCAGGCUUGAUCCCAGCAGGGCAGCGCCACCUUGUCCCAUUUAAAAACCCAGCUCUUAGCAAGGGUUAAGGGCUCAAGCGAGCCCUUAGCCCGGGCUCUGGGAUCUUGCGUUCGCUCGGGCUAUGUUUCGCCCCAGUGGACACAGAGACAGGCACCUAUAGCACCCAUCUACUGGGGGAAUCCCCCACUGAAUCAUAUGUUGCGCAGUGCAUUUUGGGAUCCCCAGAGGCCAGAACGCAUUGUCCCGGCCUUUGGAACUGCGUGCUGCAGGUAUGCAGCGCUACACCUCUGGGAGUGUGGUCCAAGCUCCCAGAAACUAGUCAUCGCUUGUCUGGGGAGAAGGUAAGCUUAACCAGCCUCCCCUGCCGCCCUGCCUGCCCAGUCAUGUAAACAAUCUCUAACUUUUUCUAAGUUCCUUGUAAGGUGUUUGGCUGUCUUUAAAAAGAACUACUACUGGACGAUAACCUUAAACCUUUUGGGGGAAACUGUUGGCAGUAUUCUUUAAUGUGCAUAAGACACUUUAUAUACCAAGCUACUGGGAGGAUGCUUUCCAGAUGUUGCUUCUGGCAGUGAUGAUGGCAUCAAAGAAUCACAACAUCUUCUUCAAAGGAGAUGCUGAACUAGUGUAAGGAUUGGGAGCCACUGCUGUUUUUCUUCCCAGGCUGAUCCUGUCUAGGCUAGACUAGAUCCUGUCUGGUCUAGCAAUAAUUGACAUCGCUUCUGUAUGGACUGCAGGUGCCUGGCAUGCUGCUGGGAUGUCAUUCACACAAUGGGACUUGCAGUAGAUUGGCUUGCCCAGAGUGCCUUGAACAAUCUGUCUUUCUUUAAACUUCUGGAAACAUCUUUUGUGUUAAAUCCGUAGAAUUCCUAACAUGUCUUUGGGCACUAAAUGUUGAGUUACUUUGUAUUUUGUAGUGGGAUAUUGGUCACACUCAUAGAAACACCUGACUACCUCAAGUCCAGCUCCAUAAAUGAGGGUCUACUCCGUUCCCUCCCACUUUGGUCUAAGGAACAAUGCACACACGACGACUUGUCAGGCUUCUCUUCUUCCAUGGUUGUGGUCUGCAAACUGAUCAAUGGUGAGCAUUCAAACACUGCUAAUCCAGUUGGCUUGUCACAGACCGGCAAAUAGGUCAGAAAUACAAUGGGUUCACUGCCGAAGCACUUUUAGGAAGAAUCCCAGACUGGCCCCUGAAAAAGUGAAUGAAUCCAAUAUUUUCUGUCUAUUCCCUGAGCGGAGUGAAGAUGGAAAUCGGUGAGAUCAAGAGGUUGGGGAAUUCAGCGGAACAUCCAACCCUUUACUGAGUUUCUUCCGCACCCAUUUGCAGUGCAUUCAUGGUUCAGCUCAGAUGAGAACCAUCAUGAUCCAAUACUAUUGAUAGUUCCUUUAGCAGAUCUUACCCCUACUACUUUCUUAGGGUUACUUUCAAGUGUUCUUGCUUCAGCUCUGAAGUGAGAGAGUAGGGAAGCUUCUUUUGGAUGCAUCUCUAGAAAAGGUUUAUUCUAUAUGAGGAUUGGGAGGGGGCCCUUCUUGAGGUUGGGCACUCCAGUUCUCCAGGUGGCCCUCAAUUUAGUUGCCUUUUGUUGGCUUGUGGAAAAAAACUGAACCACCAACUUGUUCUAUGGACUUGCUGCUUUCUAAACCGCCAGCAAGUUGGCAAGGGUAGCCAGUGUCCCAGAUGCUAUGCUGAAUGUUCCUAAGGGCAUUCUACAUUCUGUAUUUCAGGUCUUGAAGUGCUGUAAGCUUUGCCUGGUUCAUAUAUUAGUGCAGCUGAGAAAUGUUCAUAAACUCCUCUUCUGAAAGAACAGAAGUUAAAAUAAAUGUGCUCUCUCUAGAAGCACCUAAUGGGGGACCAGAACCUAAAUAAUGUGAAAUGGUGGGGACUUGGAGAAGAGACUGCUGUAGUAGAACGUAAUGCUACAGGCAUUGUUGCAUGUGUAUGUGCAAUUCUUGCAAAAAUAAAAAUGGGGUCCUGAAGCUUCUGCCGGUGACAAUUCUGAGUUCCUUCAAACGGUGAACACUGCUGAUAUUUCAACUCUGAACUCUGCUGCAUGUGUUUUGGGUUACCCCAGUUAUGUUAUAUAUAACAAAAAAUGCACAGUGUUGCCCAGGGCACUUCAGUUCAUAGAGAUGGAUAUCUGUAUUGCCCACGAAGCUGUAGAAGAGUGAAUUAUAUGGCAGACUCCAGCUUACAAACUGGAGCACUUUCACAUGCCCAGCUCUUGAGCCUCUGCCUUGUUGGUAUAAUAGGACCAUUUGUAAACUGGUGUUGCACUUAUUGUUUUUAGUCUUCUGCUGUUUAAAAGGUCACCUUUUUAUAUGGGUGUGUUUGUAUGUUUUUUGGAUUUGCACUAAGAAGACACUUUUUACAUUGUGAAACUUGGUGGUUCUUGCUUUGCCUUGUUGCUAUCCCUGCAUUAAUCUUAAAAUGUUGAUUGUUAUUAAAGGAAAUGUAAGUCUUUAUUAAUAAAAGUAUAUUUUUAAUUCUUGCAUCUUGAA
Molecule: messenger RNA, 3726 nt
Organism: Hemicordylus capensis (graceful crag lizard)
Lineage: Eukaryota; Metazoa; Chordata; Lepidosauria; Squamata; Cordylidae
Gene: DDIT4L
Product: DNA damage inducible transcript 4 like
Exons: 3
Coding region: 247-819 (190 amino acids)
Biological process (GO): negative regulation of signal transduction
Cellular component (GO): cytoplasm
Source: RefSeq, a predicted model, not a curated record